Molecule: messenger RNA, 1038 nt
Organism: Glycine soja
Lineage: Eukaryota; Viridiplantae; Streptophyta; Magnoliopsida; Fabales; Fabaceae
Exons: 5
Coding region: 216-707 (163 amino acids)
Cellular component (GO): chloroplast thylakoid membrane; chloroplast inner membrane
Source: RefSeq, a predicted model, not a curated record
UGAUGAAAAAUAGAAAAUGUAAAAAGAUAUAUGGCACCGAAUAUUUAGAUGAGAUUUAAGGAGUUGGGUAUAUCCGCAUUUGUCUGAAGUCUGAACCCAUCGCCAGAGAAGAAAGUGUUUAGCUUUCUCUUACUUACAUCAUCACUUGCUCGCUGUGAUAUUAUCUAACAAAUUAUUCAUUUCAUUGUUCAUACUCACUCGCACCUAACUCCGCCAUGGCUUCUCUUCCCACCACUUUCGCUAUAACCAAAUCUGCAUCCUCCAUAAACAAGGUGGACCACUCUCUGGUCAAGAUCAAACCAUACAACUUCUCUCUCAAUCUAAAUCGUCAAGGGACCAUGCAAACAUCUUUAACCAGAAGGCCUCUAACAAUUCAAGCUACGUAUAGUGAUGGUGGAAGGCCCAGCAGUGCUAGUGUAUUUGUUGGUGGGUUUCUCUUGGGAGGAUUAAUAGUUGGUACUCUUGGUUGCGUGUAUGCACCUCAGAUCAGCAAGGCCCUAGCUGGAGCUGACAGGAAGGAGUUAAUGAGAAAAUUGCCAAAGUUUAUAUAUGAUGAAGAAAAGGCUUUAGAGAAAACCCGGAAAGUACUGGCUGAGAAGAUUGAACAACUGAAUGCUGCCAUAGAUGAUGUUUCUGCUCAGCUAAGGUCAGAGGAGGCCUCAAAUGGAGUAGCUGUGAACUCUGAUGAAAUUGAAGCUGCCACAUGAGACUGCUGCAGUGAUGUCAUGGUACACAAUCGGCUAUUACUCUGUCCAGUAAAAAUCUUGUUGGUACAAAAUGUAUUUGAAUUUCUUGUAAUAUCUUUCUAUUUCUUCUUAAUAAUAAACUAAGUUGUUUUCUGUUUUUGGCCACCGCUACUGUGGGUAUAUAGUCGUACUGUUUUUAUGGCUGAUUUCUUGUGUUCUAUUGGCCAUUUAGUUAUAGUGAAAAGUUUCCAUGAUUGGCAUAAUACUGGAAUUUCUAGUUAACCUUUUCUGGUUUGUAUCUUUCUAUUGAUGAUUGCUCUAGAUAGUGAACAAUGUCACUUUGGAUUCUCCA